AUGCGCCCAAACACCACCACUUCGACUUCCCCGCGUAUAGUCUCCGACAGCAGGAUGUCCGUGAAAGAUAUAACCGCCGCCUUCACAAAGGCCAGUUCAGUCCUGAACACCGGCCAGCUCGUCAAGGAUGAAUUCUUCACGCUGUUUGAGGCAGUGGGGGCGCUGGAGAUCAUGGAUGAGAAAAUGGACAGCGGAUACCUGGCGCCCGGCGAAACACUAGAUGACGACUACGACGUCCGGCGGCAGCUACUCCCAGCGGAAGUCUUGGGGAUUAUGGACCAACUCUUGAGCCAUGAGGUUGCCUGGCAUUCCGGCCAUCCCCUCCCACAGACGCUGUUUACUUCUAUAUACCUCGAUCGGAUGCUGUGGCCCGUUCCCAAGUCAUUGGAGGAGGCGAGGUUUGACCGUUCGGCUAGUAAGCAGCAGGCGAACUCGGAUCAUAGGAGUGAAGAGGAAAGGCAGGGGAAAGCGGAGGGCUGUUCUGAGGGCCAAUGGGAUGAACUCGUCAAUCUUGUGUUGAGGGCGUAUUGCUUGGCCCUCAUUAAGGCGUGUGACCGUGUAAACUACAAAGUCAGCUCGGAGUAUUUUCAUGAGGAAGAGGAUUUCGUCACACAGCUCUAUAACCGCAGUUUGCUCGCCGAUGUCGAAUCAGCGAGUAUCCAGGCCAUUCUCGACGAUGCCCUGUUCUGGCUGGAAACGCAGAGGCAGGAACAAAGGGACACCAUUGACAACGCUCUCUUCGAAGCUCUCGUCCACCGUCUUCUAUUCCGCCGAGAGCUCCUCUCUGGUCUAGAUAUGGAUACGGUGCCUGCCAAACAGCGGUCCACGCAGCCCUUCCUGGCCGCUCUUCGUCAACUUGGUAGAAUCGAGAAGUCGAUGCACCUGGGCAAACCGGUGCCAGAGGCGUUUAGCUUGAAGAUCCAGCGCCGGUUGGCAAGUACCGUGCCACCUAGGCCGAUGGUUCAUGUUAGUGCCGCAGAUGCUAUUGCGCACAUGAAGCGGUUUUGUCAGGAUGCGGUGGAUGUGCAGCAGAUUUUGGAAUAUCGGGGGCCUUAUAAUUUACAGACAUUGGUUUGGACGUUGCAAUCUCGCAAACCGCAGCCAUGCGUCUAUAUCCGAUCUCUUGUUCAGUCGCUUCUCGUACAUGAUAUGGAGAUCUUAGGCUCGGUGGCUGUGAAAGAUUUCUUCUUUGAUAGUCUUGCUGAACUUGUCUUGCCCUAUAACCAGCUGCUGGACCGCAAGAAUGAGGAAGUGGAGGCACCGUCGGAUUCCCGGUUUCAGAUCGCAAAGCAUAUGAAUAAUUUCGUUAAAAAGGCUGCUCAGCCGUUUGUCGAUACCUAUCGGACUGCGUGCUUGAAUCGGUGUCGAGUUCGCCGCACGCUCUGCCACUCCAUUAUUGAUUGGGAUGCGCUACAGGCAGAGGCCGAAGAUUUCGAUGUCCAUCUGCGCACUUUAACUUUGGAGCCACACAUUAUCCUCCAUGGCAGCGAACCCACCUACGCCUACCCGCUAAGUAGCUGGGCAUAUCAUGAAAAGCUCCGCCAGCUCCGUCUCAUCCUCCAACUGGGCUUCGAACUUUCGAUAUACUCCCCCGAAGAAAUGCCAGGGAUGUACUGGUACCUUUCGCACCUCUGCUCAACACAUCUCGCUCACCUCGAUCGCAUCCGUUCUUGUGUACUAGCUGCAAAUAAGAGAACCGCACCGUCCCCAUCACAAACACAAAUGCAACAAAACCCUAAAUCGAAUUCCAACGCGACCGCUGCAGAGCAGCACCGACAGGACUUCCAGAAAACAAUCUCCCUGCUCGACAGACUCACAACCGAACUCAUCGCCAUCGACGCCUUCGCCAUCGCCUUGCACGCCCUUUACGUCCUCCUAGCCCGCCACCAGCUACUCCCAUCGAUAUACCUCCCCUCCUCCACUCUCUCCGCACAUAAACAGACGCAGACCCAAAGACAGCACCCCACCUACUCCUCCGACCGUCUCCGCUACGAACUACGCAUGAAACCCUUCCUUGCCAUCCCGCUACCGGAGCUUGUCCCCUUCGACACCUUCGAGCAGGAGGCGGGGUUAGUCGGGGAUAGCGACGCCGUCGUUCUGGAGAGGGCGUUGCGGGCCGUUGCGGAGGCGAAAAGGGGGAUCGAGAAGUGUUUGGCGGCCGGCGCGUUUUUGGAAGUUGGGGUCGAUCGCGCUGGCGAGCAGGAUGGUGAUGCUGGUGACAACGACGACGAUGACGACGACGACGUUGGUGAGAAAGCGAGUAAGAGCAAACCGAACAAGCUGGACGGAAAGGAUAAGUGUGCCAAUCCAGAAACUGAACCUGAACCCGCACCCCGACUGCUCCAGGAUGACUGGAUAGGUGAUAUGAAAGAUUCGCUGCGCGCGUGUAUUGGGGCGAGCAUUGCCAUUGGCACGGUGAAGAAGGCUAUUUCUGCUUCGAGCGAUGAAAAUGGUGAUCAACGGCCGAAACUGAAUCUAUCCGUUGACGUCCCACCUGUUGGCUCGAAGGGGCGCUGGCAUGAUUGGUGGGCUGUGCCGCGUGUUUCAGAGGUAUUGCCGGUGCGAAGCUUUGGGGGGUAG
Molecule: messenger RNA, 2580 nt
Organism: Blastomyces dermatitidis ER-3
Lineage: Eukaryota; Fungi; Ascomycota; Eurotiomycetes; Onygenales; Ajellomycetaceae
Product: amino-acid N-acetyltransferase subunit Mak10
Exons: 8
Coding region: 1-2580 (859 amino acids)
Biological process (GO): N-terminal peptidyl-methionine acetylation
Cellular component (GO): NatC complex
Source: RefSeq, a predicted model, not a curated record